This is a messenger RNA of Oreochromis niloticus (Nile tilapia), 3717 nucleotides long. RefSeq names its product serine/threonine-protein kinase Nek5. The record is from RefSeq and is a predicted model, not a curated record. The coding region runs from base 138 to 2660 and encodes 840 amino acids. Gene Ontology annotation, biological process: protein phosphorylation. NCBI's taxonomy places the organism in Eukaryota, Metazoa, Chordata, Actinopteri, Cichliformes, Cichlidae. The transcript is spliced from 24 exons. Gene Ontology annotation, molecular function: protein kinase activity; ATP binding.
CUGCGUGGUUUCCUUUCGCGCUUACCGUAGUCCAACACUUCUGGAGACAAGCGCUUCUUGUAAUGACUUUAUAAGUAAUUUGCCGCCGUUUUCUUUCGCAAUGUGACUUAUGCUUUUGCUACUUUUGAAAGGGCGCAAUGAACGACUAUGAGGUUAUCAGACAGAUUGGGCAAGGUGCAUUUGGAAAAGCCUUCCUGGUCAGAGAUAAAGGGGGAGGUGGAAACACACAGUGUGUCGUCAAAGAGAUCAGCCUCAGGAAGAUGUCAGCAAAGGAAAAGGAAUCGUCCAAGAAAGAGGUGACGUUGCUGUCAAAGAUGAAACAUCCAAACAUUGUCACCUUCAUCCGGUCCUUUCAAGAGAGAGGCAGCCUUUAUAUAGUGAUGGAGUACUGUGACGGAGGAGAUCUGAUGAAGAAAAUUAACAUGCAGAGAGGAGUUCCUUUCACUGAGGAGCAGAUUGUCGACUGGUUUGUUCAGAUCUGUCUGGGCCUCAAACACAUCCAUGACCGGAAGAUUCUCCACAGAGACAUCAAAGCUCAAAAUAUCUUCCUAACCAACGGAGGGAUGAAAGCGAAGCUAGGGGACUUUGGAAUCGCAAGAAUGUUGAAUAAUACCAUGGAGCUGGCCAGGACUUGUGUUGGGACACCGUACUACCUCUCCCCAGAGAUCUGUGAGAAUCGGCCCUAUAACAACAAGACGGAUAUCUGGUCUCUCGGGUGUGUCCUGUAUGAACUCUGUACCCUAAAACAUCCAUUUGAGGCCAGCAGCUUGCGACAGCUUGUCAGUAAAAUCUGCAGGGGGCGCUACAGCCCAGUACCCAGUCGCUACUCCUACGACCUACGCCUGCUGGUCACCCAGCUCUUUAAGGUCAACCCACGAGACCGUCCCUCAGUCACCUCAGUCCUCCGACGUCCUAUUUUGGAGAAAAAUAUCAGCAAACACCUGGAUACUCAGGUGAUGCAGGAGGAGUUUAGCCACACCGUGUUGCAUAGAAACAAAGCUGUGGGGUCUCAACCAGUUAAAACAAGAGGAGGAGCAGCAAACACACAAGGUAAGAUUCAGAAGGCUAGAGUAGCCGAGAGGCCGGGGAAUGCCAACAAGCGAGUGCCUGCUAGACCAGAUUGGAAAGUCCCUCUCAAAGCCUACACACCCACCUACCAUAAACCUCCUCAACGUAGAGAAGCACAACUAGCAGCCAAUAGAGAGUUUCCAGGGAUCCAAAGGUUUAAUGGUCAGCAGCCUGUCAGCCAUUACCAACACUACCACGCCCAGUUGGAUGCCUUUCAGAGGAGGAACAAAGAGGAUGUUCUUCCUCUUCCUCUUGUGGAAAGACCAAAGGAGCAAUGUGAAGACCAAGCUGCUCCUUGUUCUGUGGAACCAUAUCAGCGUGUGGCUGCUGCUCGAAAUGAAUACCUGCAGAGAAGACAGGAGGCCAACCACUAUAAGCUGAGAGCAGAGAAACAGCUGGGUCUGCGUCCAUGUACAGCUGAGUGCAACAGCAAGCCUGGUGGUCAAGAGCAGGAGGUGGGCAAACCUGAACACCAGCAUAUGCCUCUUGAGAAGAGACAGGGGGGUCAGCAGGAGUACUUGCGUCAGCUCGAUCUCAUUAGACAGCAAUAUCACCUGGAGAUGAAACAGAUGAGGAUGAGAGCUGAAGCACAGGCCAAGCCACAACACAAACACGAGACCUUUGUGUUGGAGCAAUCCAAGGACACAGAACCAUCUGUCGACAACAAAGAGCCCCAGAAAGCAGCACCUGCACUGGAUGUUGAAGCAGCUCUGAGGGAGAUCAGAGAGGAGAACAGAGACCAGAUGAGAGCUUUGGAGAGAAAACACAAAGACAAAAGGGGAAUCAUGUUUGAGAUCCGAUUAGAUCAUGAAGAGCUAAGGGAAGACGAUGAGGAGGAGAAAGAAGAGGAAGGAAGAAAACAGGAUGACCAGGAAGUGGAUCCACUGAAUCGAACUCUGUCCUUCCAGGAAGGAGCACAGCUGAAGCUCAAGGAUUGGCUACAGGGGAGGAGGGGGUGGAGCAACAGGACUCCUCAGACUUUGCUGAACGCGCUCGGCAACAUGGACAUCAACUCAGUCUACAACACGGCAGUCGAGGCUGGACAAGGUGAGGAAGUGGCAGGUCGUAGGCAGUGGAUUGACAAGCCCCCUAACACCCUACUCAGAGCUCUGGCUCAGGCUGAGCUCACAUCAUCAACUCUAGACUCAGUGGCCACAGAUUUAGAGACACAGCAGGGCGGAACAGAGGAGGAGAUUAACCCGGACGAAGAGGAGGAAAGGGAUGGGGAAGAAGAGGAGGAGUCUGAUGUAGAGAUGGAUGAAGAGCGUCUGGAGCCGCGGUCAGAUGACGAUGACACGAACUUUGAGGAAUCAGAGGAUGAGCUGAGAGAAGCAGUGGCAGACUCCAUGAGGAACCUUUUUGUCAUGGAGGACACAAACUCAGACGAAAAGGAGCAGGAACGUGAACCACAAGCUGAUAUGAUGGAGGAGGAGAUGGAUGAAGGUGCAGUAAGCUCUGGAGAUCCUCAACAAAUCCAAGCAGAGGUCCAGAAUUCAAGUGAAGAAGCGGGAUCGUUCAAGGUAUUUCCUUCUGAGCCCGAGUCCCACAGACAACAUACCACAGCUUCAAACGAGCAGCAUCAGACUCCUUAACCGCCCGCAAACUUUAACAUUUUUAUUUUGUGGGAGUUGGACAAAAAUGUAAGAGUAACUGGAAUCUGAUAAGAAAAAGUGAUUGUUUUCAUGAUGUGAAUACAUGACUCUGUGAAGGAUUGUUGUUAAUUUAGGUUGUUUAUCUGGCGUAACCACAAGUCACACUUUCUAAGUUAUCUUCAGCCUAUUCCAGUAAAUAGCCCAGUGGAAUAAGAUAUUAAGCCUGAGUAAUGUGCAGUUAUGUGAAUGUGUGUGAGGAAACAUACACUAUUAAAAGCACAAGAGUUUUUGUGAAAUUUAAGGCACUUUGCCUUGUAAGAGGGGAAAAGCACUACUAAAUUAAUACAAGUGGGAAUUAUCGGACUAUCCAUGACAUUAUAAUAUGACACUACUUCACUCACAUGUUAUUGGUUGAUGGCGAUGGACUGCAGGACACAGCUAAGUGGCUAAACUGGCUUCAUAGUACAGGUCUCACACAUAUGUCAUUUAACAGAUGAGUUGUUAAUGUUUGGUAAUGUUUUACUUUUGCGCAUGAUAUCUCGUCUAGUUUAUUUCAUGUGUGUUUUUUACAACAGGCUGGCAACACACAACAAAUCUGAAGUGUUUCAUUUAUUGCAGCAUUAUUUAAUUUAAUUGCAGUUUGCAAGUGAAACAAACUCCAAACAGCCUUUUUACAUGGACAGACUUAAAUAGUUCUAAUUCCUCUUUAAAAAUAAAAGUUAGUCAGCCUUUUACAUAUACUAAUAUUUCCAUGCCUGGACCUCAUCACAAACAGGAAUACAACAACUGAAAAAACAUUUAAAUUAAGAGUGCUUUGGCCAUCGUCUAAAACCACAAACCUGUGGGUUUAAGUGCUUCUUGUGCACACAGAAAGCGUUACAAGAAAUUCUUCAUCAGACAAAACAUUUCCACCCUUCCCUUCACGUACAUUUACAAGCAUGUUGCUAACAUCACGCCACUGUAAAAAAUAAAAUCAAACUAUAUCAGUAUUAACUGGACAUAAAUCACUUCUACACGCUUAAAAGUGUUGUAGCUUGGAAUGUCACUCUCCCCGCAA